Molecule: messenger RNA, 3170 nt
Organism: Acipenser ruthenus (sterlet)
Lineage: Eukaryota; Metazoa; Chordata; Actinopteri; Acipenseriformes; Acipenseridae
Product: ATR-interacting protein-like
Exons: 14
Coding region: 280-2697 (805 amino acids)
Biological process (GO): DNA repair; DNA damage checkpoint signaling
Source: RefSeq, a predicted model, not a curated record
ACUGAGUCAUAGGCUUCAGCUGAGUCUAGCGCCGUUGCAGAAAGGAUCAGGACUUUUUUUAGUUUAUUUGGCAGAUGUAUUUAUCCAAGACGAAUUCUGGCAAAAAAUAUUUCUUUUCUUUAACAAAUUGCAUUGUAUGAACGCAGCUAAUAGAAAUAAAGUACAAGCAGGCAGGUUAUAGAAGGUGCACAGUGAUCUUGGGGCUGAACAGAGACGGUGUAAAUACAUGUUUAUCAUGAUAGAGCAGGAUCUAUUCAUGAACAGUUAAUUGUUACCAGGAUGUCCACAAACCCUUAUGGGAAGAAAAAAAGCUUUCAAGCUGGAGCUUCAGGAUUCUCUGCCUCCUCUUCCUUCUCCUCCUCUUUCCAAGGUCCUGCAGGAGACCAUGGUACCAGCUUCCCACCAAACAAGCGCCACAAAGGGCCUGAUGGCAGAAUGGAGCCAGCAGCUGAUGCCUUUGUGGGUGACGAUGACUUCACACAAGAUGACUUGGAGGAAAUUGACAUUCUCGCUUCCCAGGCAUUCAGGGAUGAGGGUUCAGUGGUCCCAGAUGCCGGUGUGCAGAGCAAACCAAAUGCCAGAGCCACUUUUACACUGGGCAACAGUCAACAUAUUAGCACAGGGAAUGGCAGUACGUCAAGGAAAGAGACGGACCAGUUUGGCUAUGAGAUUCUUGAAACACAUCACUCAGAACUAAAGAGAAAGUUAAAAGAAGUGGAAGAUAAGCUGCUGCUGAAGACUGGUGAAAUCAAAGUGCUGCGGGAUUCCCUGCGACAGACAGAACAGGAGCGGGACCAGCAGAGGAAAGCUCAACUCCUUCAGGAGAAGGAGAAAGCCCAGGCUCGCAGUGACAAGGAAAAGGAGUUAUUGAAAAAGGUGCAAUCCCUGCAGUCUGAACUGCACUUUAAAGAAGCAGAGGUGACUGAGAUGAAAACCAAGCUCCAGAGUUGUGAAAGAGGGACUACAUCUGCAGCCGUUUCUGUUUCAAAAAUGAGCCCUAGGCAGAGUUCUUCUGGGAUGUUGAGGCAGGAUAUCGCUGCAUCUCCUUUGGCCACUCGGAAUUCAUUCCUUACCAAGGAGACCUUCAGUGCUGAAAUGGCUUCGAAGCACUCACCAUUAAAAGUUCAGAUGAUCAGCCUGGGCUGUUCUGCCAAGGAAGGUGAAAAAAUAUCAGAGACAACAAGUUUGUACUCUUCUGAUCACAACAGGCAUCCUAAAGGAUCCAUUCUACUAAACCUCCUGCUUCAGCAUCCCCUGGGUCCUGGCUCUCUAGGUCUGUGUCACCUACUCAGCAUCCGCCUGGACGCUCUGUCUGGCUCCUUGUCUCAACACGGCUGCUUCAACACUGGUUCAUCGUUGAGCUCCAGUGGUUGGUCAACAGAGUCUAAAACAAGCCACAGAACUCACAAGGGUUUCAGCCAAGCACAGAGUCUGGCCAUCUCAGGACUUAACAUGCUGGCUCUCGACCAAUACCUUCCAGACUCUGGUGAAGAAUCUCUACAGCCUGGCACACUCAGAAGCCACUCAAGUGCAGUGCACCUUUUACCUAUAGUGGAGUAUCACAUUGGUAUGUACUGCUGGGCACUACAAGCAAAGGAGAUUUCUGGGAAAAGCCCACUGAGAAGUUGCCAACCGUCUCCCUCCUCUUCUGAAGGAAGUCUUGGCUCCAGUGCUGAAGAGUCCUUGUCCAGCCUUCAGGAAUUUGCAGUUACAGCACUGACAGUUCUUUACCAUUUAGUUUCCCAGAGCAAGGAGGUUGUACAUGCUUUGCUUUCUCAUCAGCCAAAGGAAGAGGUUCAAGAAAGCGAUGCAGGGGUUGGCAAAUUGACAGCAGCUUGUCCGAGCGAUGACAAGCCGGGGCCUGCCAGGCUUCAUGAGACUUCAAACGAGCCUGUGGAAACUGUGGACCUCCUUCACCCGCUGUUGAAGAAGCUGCUGCAGCUCGCAGAUCCAGCUUUCACAAAUACUCCCCGUCACAGAGACACUGUGUUGAUCCACAGUUGGAAGACUUUGAACAUGCUGGCUGAGAGUGCUCCUGAGGAACAGUUACUAAGGUUCCAAGUUUUCCUUAGCAGCCAGACUCUGGUGCGAUGCUUGUCCCCGGACUCUUCCUGUGCAGCUGUUCAACACGCUGUCAGACUGCUGGCAUUCACAGCCACCCACAAAGAUGUGACCGCUCAGCUCGGCUCUCACUUAGAAGUUUGUCCCUUCCUCACACUAUACCAAUAUGUCACUUCCCGACCUGACAGAUUGGCAACUGAGGAACUUUGGAUUCAGCUAGAGUUGGAGGUUGUCAGGUUCUUAACCCAGCUGUGUGCCAACUGGAGGGCUCUGGUUGAUUCUCCUUGUCAGUGCAAUAGUGAGGUUAUCAAGACUCUGGUGGUGAUGUUGCAUCGGCAGUGGCUUUCUAUUAGAAUGCAUGAAAGAAGUACGGAGAGGAGCGGGUGUUUCUGGCUCAGCCCUUGUGUCCAGCUCUUCAGGGAGGGGGUGCUGCUGCUGCACUAUCUCUUCCAGAGAGACAAGAACUUCAGCGAGCACUGCCUGGAAGUGCUGCACCUGCACGACCAGGUCAUCCCAGGAAUCAGAGACACCUUCCGCAAAAUCCCACAGCUCAUGGAGAGCGAAAAAUUGGCGCAAGAAGAAAUGUGCCCUCCCGAGACAGAUGCGGAAGACAUGGAAGUCGAUACUGGACCCUAAUUUGACACUAAAGUUGCACACAUACCAUUAUCGUCAAUUUCUAAGCUCUGAAUUUUUAAUUUAGCUUAUGUCUUGACCAAACAACAGUGCUUCUAUUUCACAAGCUCACAUUUUCUUUGAACACUUGCCUUACCAUAUCAACUUAGUCUACUUUUAUUUUAGGUUACUAGAAUUGUGCUUUCUUCCUUGACAACAACAUACUGAACCUUGUUCAAGUUUUUUUUUGCUACAGUUCCGUUUACACCAAAAUGACUUUUCUGCUAGUAACAUUUCUUAAAUAAACCUUUUGUGAAAUAAAAUAUUAGUUUUGGCCUGAAUUGACCAGCCUUGUAAAACAGAGUUUUACAAGGGUGGUCAUACAGGUAGAGUACAGAAGUUUGUCAUGAUGCUGGCUGUGCUAUGUCCCUUGAUUACUGUGACCAUGAAAUGAGUGCCUAACUGGGCUUGCCAUAUGAUGGAAUACUGACAAAAAC